Ascoidea rubescens DSM 1968 is the source of this 1859-nucleotide messenger RNA. Its product is annotated as glycoside hydrolase family 5 protein. The transcript has a single exon. Bases 149 to 1414 code for a protein of 421 amino acids. Gene Ontology annotation, cellular component: cell surface; extracellular region. The record is from RefSeq and is a predicted model, not a curated record. Gene Ontology annotation, biological process: glucan catabolic process. Lineage: Eukaryota; Fungi; Ascomycota; Saccharomycetes; Ascoideales; Ascoideaceae. Gene Ontology annotation, molecular function: glucan exo-1,3-beta-glucosidase activity.
CACCCUUUCCUUUUGUUAUUUGUUUUUAGAUUUAUAAAACUAAUUUAGUUUUUUUUCAUUUAUCGUGGUUGUGUUUUUGUUUAAUCAGUAUAUUUUGCUAGACAAAAAGAACGGUAACAGAAGAUUUAUUAAUUAAUCACUCGUUAAUAUGAUUAAAUCUUUCUACACAUUCGCUUUUUGCUUAAUUUUUUUGGCCAGCAUUUCUAUAGCUAAACCAAUUCCUUCUUUAAAACUUCUUUCAAAGAGAUCCACUUUCAAUUAUUAUGACAACAAAAUUCAAGGUGUCAACUUGGGUGGUUGGCUUCUUUUAGAACCUUAUAUAACACCAUCUCUAUUUGAAGGCUUCGGUGAUGAUAUCCCUGUUGACGAAUACAAUUACUGCAAGUAUUUAGGCAAAGAAGAAGCCUUGAAGAGACUUCAAGAACAUUGGUCUACUUUUUUCACUGAAUCCGAUUUUGCUGAUAUUGCCGAGUAUGGUCUCAAUGCUGUUAGAAUCCCCAUUGGUUAUUGGGCUUUUGAAGGGGUCGAUGGUGAUCCAUAUGUUCAAGGACAAGUUGAAUACUUGGACAAGGCAAUUGAAUGGGCUGCAAAAUACAAUUUAAAAGUCUGGGUCGACUUGCAUGGUGCUCCAGGCUCUCAAAAUGCGUUUGACAAUUCAGGAUUAAGAGACAGCUUGCUCUGGCUAACUGGCGAUAAUGUCCCUAUCACCUUGAAGGCUCUUUAUCAUCUUGUUGAAAGAUACGGUGGAAACGAUAAAAUAGACACCAUCAUCGGUAUUGAGUUGCUCAAUGAACCUUUAGGUCCCCAGUUGGACAUGGCAAGAAUCAAACAAUUCUACACUGAUGGUUACAACAUCCUCAGAAACGAUUUUAGCUCCCACCAAAAUGUUGUUAUUCUGGACGCCUUUAUGGCCAGCGGUUACUACAACGACUUCAUGAAUCUUGAUGAUUACUACAAUGUUGUUCUCGACCGUCACUACUACCAGGUCUUCUCUCCUGGCGAAUUGUCCCGAACCAUCGACCAACAUAUUCUCACUGCCUGUGCCCUUGGUUUUGCCAGCCAGCCCGAGUACCACUGGGUUGUCAUUGGUGAAUGGUCUGGUGCCCUCACAGACUGUUCCUAUUGGUUGAAUGGUGUCAACACUGGCUCUAGAUACGAGGGUGUUUUCAAAUCCAGCCAAUAUUUUGGCUCCUGCGACGGUAUCAGUGACAUUAGCACCUGGUCUGACCAGAAGAAGGUGGACACCAGAAAAUACAUUGAGGCUCAAUUGGAUGCCUGGGAAAUGAACCAAGGUUGGUUUUUCUGGACAUACAAGACUGAGUCCUCUCUCGAGUGGGAUUUCAAGAGAUUGUCUGCCAAUGGCUUGUUUCCAUCGCCCCUCUCUGACCGUCAAUACCCUGGUCAAUGUUAUUAGUUUUGCUGGCAGUGCCUCUCACCGAGCUCUUUUUCGACUCAAUUAUUGUUUACGUUCUCUCUUUCAUCACUUUCAUCACUUUCAUCACUUUCAUCACUUUCAUCACUUUCAUCACUUUCAUCACUUUCAUCACUUUCUAACUUUCUAACUUUCUCUUUUCUUUUUCUUUCGACAUUUUUGUGAAAUGGCUUGCAUUGAGCUGUAAUAUAUGACCCCAUAUCUUUCUAUAAAUACAUGUUAAAUUUCAGAUUACAUCGCGCAGUCCCGAAUUUCAUGCUGUGCGAGGUGUGGCCGGAAAACACAAUCCGAACUCGGACGUUCGUGAAGCCAUUAUGGUACGUUGCCCCAAACCAUACACAAGACUUAACCACUUAUGAAACGAAAAUUGUGUUUCAGCAAAAAACAUUUAACUCACAAAUACCUCGAUGAAGAUUGCGAUUCAAAC